Molecule: messenger RNA, 2199 nt
Organism: Telopea speciosissima
Lineage: Eukaryota; Viridiplantae; Streptophyta; Magnoliopsida; Proteales; Proteaceae
Product: putative pentatricopeptide repeat-containing protein At3g11460, mitochondrial
Exons: 1
Biological process (GO): RNA modification
Molecular function (GO): RNA binding; protein binding; zinc ion binding
Source: RefSeq, a predicted model, not a curated record
UUCUUUUGUCUGAUACUACUUGAAGUGGUUUGGUUGAUUGAAGCCCCCGAGUAGAGCCUCUCACGCCUCAAGCGCAAGCUGUUUAUGAUCAGACCAUGCUCCAUUGUUUAUUAUUUUCAAACCAUCAGAGAGUGCAGCACAUCCACCACCACAUGGAACACUCAACUGAGAGAACUGGCCAAGGAGGGUCUUUUCAGGGAGGGUCUUGAGCUUUACCGUCAAAUGCUACGAUCCAAUGCCUUCCCCAAUAUCUUCACCUUCCCUUUCACUUUAAAAUCAUGUGCAGCUCUCUCACUACCAUUUUCUGGGUCACAGCUCCACUGCUAUGUUGUCAAGACUGGUUGUGAGUCUGAUCCAUAUGUCCAGUCAUCACUGAUCUCAAUGUACUGCAAAUGCUCUUUAAUUGUGAAUGGUCAGAAACUGUUUGACCAAAGUCCCCAACCAAGAAAACUCACUGUGUGUUACAAUGCCCUCAUUUCUGGUUACACCCUUAAUUUUCAGUUUCCAAAUGCUUCGUUACUCUUUUGCCGCAUGCGGAGGAUUGGUGUUGCAUUCGAUGAUAUCACCAUGCUUAGCUUGAUCCCUGUAUGCACCCUUCCUGUGCACCUUGGCUUUGGCAUGUCUCUCCAUGCUUGAAAUGUUAAGUAGGCCCUCGACACCAGCCCAUCUGUUGGGAACUGUCUGCUGACUAUGUAUGUGAGAUGCGGGUCAGUUGAUCAUGCAAGGAGGCUUUUUGAUGCAAUGCCUAAGAAGGAUUUGAUCUCGUGGAAUGCUAUGAUCAAUGGAUACUCUCAAAAUGGACUUGCUACCCAUGUAUUGGAUCUCUAUCACAAGAUGGAGUGUUCUGGAGUGGAGCCUGAUGCCGUGACGCUUGUUGGAGUUCUGUCCACUUGUUCCCACCUUGGGGCUCACAGUGUUGGUUGUGAAAUUGAACAGAAGAUAGCAUGCAAAGGAUUGGGGUUCAACCUCUUUCUAACAAAUGCUCUGAUAAACAUGUAUGCCUGCUGUGGAAAUUUGACUCGAGCUCGCAGGAUUUUUGAUGACAUGCCAGAAAAAGGCAUCAUGUCAUGGACUGCACUCAUUGUUGGGUAUGGAAUGCAUGGACAAGGAGAGACUGCUGUGCAACUCUUCGAUGAGAUGCUGAGGACUGGAAUUUUUCCUGAUGGAGCAGCAUUUGUGAGUGUGUUGUCUGCCUGUAGCCAUGCAGGACUGAUGGAGAGAGGCUUGGAGUAUUUUUCUCAGAUGGAGAAGAAUUAUGGGUUGAAACCUGGCCCUGAGCAUCAUGCAUGCAUAGUCGAUCUUUUGGACCGUGCUGGCCAGCUUCAGCAAGCCAGGGAGCUUAUUGCAUCAAUGCCAGUAGAGCCUGAUGGUGCAGUCUGGGGUGCCCUUUUGGCUGCAUGUAAGACUCAUGGUAAUGUUGAGCUGGCAGAGGUGCCUUUCGAGCAUGUCAUUAAACUUGAGCCCACCAAUGUUGGGUACUAUGUGUUGCUGUCAAACAUAUACUCUGAGGCUAAGGACUUGGAUGGGGUAGCAAGGAUCCGAGUGAUGAUGAGGGAGCGGGAGCUCAGGAAGGAACCUGGGUGUAGCUAUGUUGAGCACAAGGGAAAGGUUCACCUCUUCUUGGCCGAUGAUAGGACUCAUCCUCAGACUAAGGAGAUAUACAUGAUGUUAGAUGGUCUGGAGGAUUUAGUGAAGGAAACUAAUGAUUGGAAGCAGAGCCCCAUAAAGAGAAGUGAGGGAGCAGGGAUACAUAGUGAGAAGCUAGCAAUCGUGUUUGGGCUUUUAAAUAGUCAUUCAGGGGAAGAGAUAGUUGUGAUGAAGAACUUGAGGGUAUGUGGGGAUUGUCACUUGUUUAUAAAGCAGGUUAGCAAGAUUGUGGAUCAGAAGAUUGUUGUCAGAGAGGCAAGUCGUUUUCACCAUUUUAGGGAUGGACUCGGUUCUUGCAAUGACUAUUGGUGAAGGUUGCUAGUUGAAGUCACAGCUAAAAUUGCCAUCUGUUUCAGUCUUCAAAAUACCAAAUCCUUGGAGUGGUGUCUUUCAGGUGUACAGAGACUGUCAAUGCUCACUGGAUGAUUUAAAUAACUUGGACUGACAAAGCAAUGGACUCUGUUCUUGCAAUGAGGGUGUUCUGCUGCUGAAAAAUUCUGUCAGUAGGUAGGGAUGGAAGCUGUAGCAAGAGGGCAUGUGGAGACUAUCAUU